AUGAGUGACUCCAAUGAGACCUUCUUGGUGACAGAGGUUGUCUUGCUGGGAUUCCCGGAGCUCUGCCACCUACACGGGCUGCUGUUUGGGUCCUUUCUGACCAUCUACAUAGUGACCAUCCUGGAGAACCUGGUCAUCACAGUAGUCAUCCGAGCCAGUCAUCAGCUGCACACACCCAUGUACUUCUUCCUGGCCGAUCUAUCAGUGCUGGAGACCCUGUACACCUCAGUCACUGUUCCUAAGCUGCUGGCCGGCCUCCUGGUGCAGGCAAAGACCAUCUCCUUCUCGGGGUGCCUCACACAGCUCUUCCUCUUCCUCUCACUGGCCUCCUCUGAGUGCUUCCUCCUGGCCACCAUGGCCUGUGACCGGUACCUGGCAAUCUGUCACCCGCUGCGCUACUCGGCCAUCAUGGACUCAAGGAUGUGCCUUCACCUGGCCCUCAGUGCCUGGCUUGGUGGCUUCCUGGCCUCAUUUGUGUCCAUGGCUCUCAUCUCCCACCUCAGUUUCUGUGGCCCCAAUGUCCUCAACCACUUCUUCUGCGACAUCUCCCCCCUGCUGCAGCUCUCCUGCUCAGACACCACCGCCACUGAAAUACUGGACUUUGUGGCAGCCGUGGCCGUGCUCAUGACAUCCCUGCUGGUGAUCAUGGUCUCCUAUGCCCACAUCCUGGCUAUGGUGCUGAGGAUCCCAGGAGGAGCUGGACGCUGGAAGGCCUUCUCCACUUGUGCCUCCCACCUGGUGGUGGUGGCAAUCUUCUACACCACUACCAUC
Molecule: messenger RNA, 771 nt
Organism: Trichechus manatus latirostris (Florida manatee)
Lineage: Eukaryota; Metazoa; Chordata; Mammalia; Sirenia; Trichechidae
Product: olfactory receptor 226-like
Exons: 1
Biological process (GO): G protein-coupled receptor signaling pathway
Cellular component (GO): membrane
Molecular function (GO): olfactory receptor activity; G protein-coupled receptor activity
Source: RefSeq, a predicted model, not a curated record